GGCUCAAACAGAUAAACCCCUCAUAAACCCUUCUCCAAGAUUCAAGAAUUCAACAUUACAAGAACGAGGCCGAACACCGGUCAACGAGGAGUUGAAUUGCACAGUGAAAAAGCUUGAAACACCAGCUGCAUAUUGAACCCUAUUUUCUGGUUCUGAAAUGAAUCCCGAGAAUUCAGACAGGGAUAAAGAAAAGGGCAAGAGGCAUAAAGUGGAUAAGACUUUGGCUAAAUGGGAGAAGAGGAAUGAGAAUUUUGGUUUUGCUAAAGAUGGAUUGGUGAAUGGAAUGCGUAGGUCGUCUAGGAAGGGUUGUAUGAAAGGAAAAGGAGGGCCUGAGAAUUUAAAUUACAGUUAUAGAGGUGUUAGGCAGAGGAUUUGGGGAAAGUGGGUUUCUGAAAUUCGAGUGCCGAGUAGUGAUACACAUGGUUUGGCGUCGAAUAAGGUUAGUCGUCUGUGGCUUGGUACUUACAAUACUGCUGAUGAAGCUGCACUUGCUUAUGAUAAAGCUGCAAAGGCCAUGUAUGGUCCUGUGGCUAGGCUUAAUUUUCCCGAAUCUUUGGAGACAUCCAUGUUGGAUGAGCCUGCAGAAUCGCGCGAUAAUGCGUCUGAAUUUAUGGAUAGUGCGGGUGUGGAGCCAAAGCAGGAAGAUGAGGUACUUGAUAUAACUGUAAAAGAGCCUGUUAAUAAAUGGCAUUGGGAAGGUAAUAGUACUGUUAAAUGUGAAUUACAAAUGGAGGAUGAGCUUGUUAAUAAUGUUGUAGAAGCUGUGGAUAUCAACAAUGUAAGGGAGUCUGUAGAGGAAUGUCAUUCAGACCCCAAGUAUGUGAAACAUGAAUUGGUAACUGAGGACAAGUUUGCUAAAGAUGACGUAGAAAUUCAAGCACUGGCUGUCGAAAAUGUAAGGGAGUCUGAAGAUGUAUGGCCUUGGGAACCUAAUUAUGUGAAAUGUGAAUCUGAAAAUGAGGACCAGCUUGUUGCAAAUGAUGUUGAAGUUGGAGCAGUCACUUCAAAGAAUGUAAGGGAGAAUGAAAAUGUGUGGCAUUGGGAACCUAAGUAUGUAGACUGUGAUUUGGAAAUUCAGGACGAGCUUCUUCGAAGUAAUGUUGAUGUUAAAAGACUUGAUAUGAACAAUGUAGAAGAGGAGAAAUUUCAAGAUGAGGGUUACAUUGGAAGCUCCAACCACAGACAUAAUAUUCAGUUGGAUAGUUAUCUUCAGAUUGGAAAGUUUGAUGCAUUCCGUGAUGAGAAGCCUUAUACUAAUUUGGACUUUCCGAAGCUUCUUUCAAGGUACAGUGAUGAUCACCCAAGUGCUGAGCUUCCAAAUGUGAAAUGCAAUCCCAAAAAUGAUUGCAACCCUUCAAAUGAUGUUAUAGUUGACACACCAGUAUUGAGCAAACUGGAGGAGAAGGAAUUUGCUGUGAAUCCUGUGAUUCUGGAAUCUGGAGACAACAAUCUGCAUAAUGUACCAAUAAAUGCCGCUAGCAACAAUCUGAUAGCUAAUUUGGGUGAAUAUGAAAAGAUUGUACUGCCUCCUAAUGAAUUUCAGGGUAAUAUUGCAGAAACUAUGAAACCAAAUAGCCAUAAUGGCUUUGGUGGUAACAAUACUUGCUUGCAGGAACAUGAUGAACAGAUAGAUGCGGCAUACAGUCCAGGAGCUGGCAUCAAGUCUUCAAAAGAUAUUAAAACACAGAAGGAGAUCGACAAUAAUAUUAACCACUCGCAUAGUUCCUCUUUUACUGAAGAAUCUGGCAUUGAGCUACAUAAUCUCCCUAAGCAGUUGCAGGCAGAAGGCAGCUUUGAUUAUAUGGAGGAAUGGUCAGGUGUGGAUUUUAAUCUAGAUUGGUCAAGCCAAAAUUACUUUUCGGGUGAAUUUGAAGAGAAUGUAUUGCCCGAUUCAUGGUUCUCAUACCCUCACAGAGGCUCUAGCUGAAUUGCAUACAAUCACAUCAAUAUUCUGGGGAACUAUAGUUGCAGUUGUAAUCUUUGCCCAUGAAUCCAUGAUAUUACAAACUACAAAGAAGUUUUAAGCAAGACAGAUGCUCCAGUGGCUUACACAGCAUUGCUAUCGUGCCUUAUUUUGGGAAUUCAAAAGACAUAGCAGGAAGUUCCUAGGAUUUAUUUUGAUCAAUUAGGAGACGAGUUGUAAUUUCUCAGAAUAACCAUUUAUUCUGAUGGGAACUGUAUUUUCAUUGUAGAGUUGAUAUUGUUUUAUGAACAUUUGUAGGUAUUA
This is a messenger RNA of Argentina anserina (silverweed cinquefoil), 2227 nucleotides long. RefSeq lists its product as uncharacterized. Gene Ontology annotation, molecular function: transcription cis-regulatory region binding; DNA-binding transcription factor activity. The transcript has 2 exons. The record is from RefSeq and is a predicted model, not a curated record. Lineage: Eukaryota; Viridiplantae; Streptophyta; Magnoliopsida; Rosales; Rosaceae. Bases 158 to 1927 code for a protein of 589 amino acids. Gene Ontology annotation, cellular component: nucleus. Gene Ontology annotation, biological process: positive regulation of DNA-templated transcription; response to stress.